GGAAUAAAGCAAUCGUCGUAUGGGUCUGGAAAAAAAUCAUCAAGACCAUCAGGUUCUCUAUCUACAAGUCCUCGAAAGUUCGCCGCUCCUCGUUCCGGACGUCCAUGGAAGGCCUACUCCGACAAAGAGCUUUCCGCGAUGGUGAAACACAUAGCAUUACAUCCCGAUUUGACAGGGGACAACCUAUGGAAGCGCUUCCACUGGAAGCCAUCCCAGCGUAGCGUGCCUGCAUACCGGGAAUAUCAUCGCGGGCAUCAAGAUUACUUUACCAAUGAAGUGAAGCGCUACAUGAGGACCGAGGGUGAAGAAGUGGGAAUUCAUUCCAGCAGCUCGUCUUCGUCUUCGUCUUCGUCAAGCGAGUCCGACGCUGGAGUACAUGGUAAAACCAGUGGCAAAGGGCUAGGAACCCAGCGAAAGCUUGCGCUGGGCAGGCGAACUGGACGAGGCCAUUCUCUCUCUAAGGAAGAGAUUCGUGCUAUGAAGGAGUUCUACCAGGAAAACCGACAUAAGUACCCUGAUCAUUCUGAACUAUGGGAGCGAUUUGCGGAACUCCAUCCGACCCGUUCUUCUGCGUCGUGGUCCGGCCAAGCCCUUCGUUCCGCUCAUCUAAUCGGGAUUCGUCCCAGUGGCAGUGUCGAGGACGACGACAAUAAACUUACCCAAGAGUCCGAGUCGGAUUCCUCAUCCUCAGGGAAGGCUCCUCGGUCCCCUCCAAAAAUGAGGAUGGGUCCAUUCACAGAGCAAGAGGAUGAGCUGCUCAGACGUCUUGGGCGAAAGUUGGGUUAUCCCCCUGCGAUUGAUGCGAAAGCAUGGGAUGGCUUCUGCAAUAACCAUCCGUCGAGGAGUAAAUGGAGUUGGCGUAGCCGUUAUGAGAGUCAGAUCUACCCGAACAGACCUGUCGAUCACAACAGCGUCUGUAACGGUGCGGAUACCCAGUCCUAUACACCAUCAAACUCCCCUCCUAGACGGCGGUCGGACCCAUCAUCACAUUUAGGCGCUGGAGGUGGAAGUGUUCGACUGGCCCUUAAAAGACUUCAGCCUCUGGAUCCGGUAGAUGCAGCCCCCAGCAAACGUGCACGUAACGAUAUCGUGUCAGCCUCGACAACAGCGUCUUCUCAUACUCAGAUUCCUGUUCCCGGAUCUGACACACCUUUUCUCACUGCGGUUGGGAACAAUGCUCCGCUAACCGGGAAUACCUCGCUAUCCCACUUCACUCACGAGGACGUUGCCGCCGCUAUCGUGUGGGUGGCUACCCGUCAACGCCCGAGAGAUUUGACCCAAAAUAUAGACAGCUGGAAGACAUUUGCGGAAACGCACACCUCCCAUAAAGCUGAGGGGUGGGUUCAGUACUACUAUAGCAGAUUCGACUUCUUCCAAGGCAUAGAGUACCGGAUUGACAAUCCUUGACCCUUCUUCCUCUGUUCUACGUGUCUGACGCCACUGGCUGCACUUCAUCUUUGG
Molecule: messenger RNA, 1461 nt
Organism: Cantharellus anzutake
Lineage: Eukaryota; Fungi; Basidiomycota; Agaricomycetes; Cantharellales; Hydnaceae
Exons: 5
Coding region: 139-1407 (422 amino acids)
Source: RefSeq, a predicted model, not a curated record